Molecule: messenger RNA, 2367 nt
Organism: Hemiscyllium ocellatum (epaulette shark)
Lineage: Eukaryota; Metazoa; Chordata; Chondrichthyes; Orectolobiformes; Hemiscylliidae
Gene: dgkb
Product: diacylglycerol kinase, beta
Exons: 25
Coding region: 1-2367 (788 amino acids)
Biological process (GO): intracellular signal transduction; lipid phosphorylation; diacylglycerol metabolic process
Cellular component (GO): plasma membrane
Molecular function (GO): calcium ion binding; ATP-dependent diacylglycerol kinase activity
Source: RefSeq, a predicted model, not a curated record
AUGACUAACCAGGAGAAGUGGAUCACCCUGAGCCCUGCAGAAUUCUCCCAGCUACAGAAGUACGCCCAGUACUCCACAAAGAAACUUAAAGAUGUUCUAGAAGAAUUCCAUGGUGCUGGUACACUCGUGAAGUAUAAUCCAGAGCAGAAGCAGGAUGUUCUUAGUCAACCGAUAGACUUUGAUGGCUUCAAGCUGUUUAUGAAAACAUUCCUGGAGGCUGAGUUGCCUGAUGAUUUCUGUCAGCAUCUGUUCAUGUCAUUCAAGAACAAGUCCUCCCUUCCAAGCCCUUCUUCACAGAAGAGUGAAAGUAGCAGGGUGUGUGAGCUACAGAUGAUCAAAGGAAUUCCAUCCCCUUCUGUAACAUCAUCCCUUGCCAGCAACGAUGAGUCCGAUGUGGUUCAGUUGAAGGAUAUCGUUUGCUACCUGUCAUUACUAGAAGGAGGACGACCUGAGGACAAGCUAGAGUUUAUGUUCCGUCUUUAUGACACUGAUGGAAAUGGAUCGCUAGAUAGCUCGGAACUUGACCAGAUCAUCAGUCAGAUGAUGCAUGUUGCAGAAUAUCUUGAAUGGGAUGUGACGGAACUCAAACCAAUUCUGCAGGAGAUGAUGGAUGAGAUCGAUUAUGACCAUGAUGGCACAGUGUCCUUGGAAGAAUGGAUUCAGGGAGGAAUGACCACAAUCCCACUUCUCGUUCUCUUGGGUCUGGAAACGAAUGUGAAGGAUGAUGGGCAACACGUGUGGAGACUGAAGCACUUUAACAAACCUGCUUACUGCAAUCUUUGUUUGAACAUGCUGAUUGGUUUUGGCAAGCAAGGCCUCUGCUGUUCCUUUUGCAAGUAUACAGUUCAUGAGCGUUGUGUGGCCAGAGCCCCACUAUCCUGCAUUAACACCUAUGUCAAGUCAAAAAAGAAUGCUACUGUAAUGCAUCACUUUUGGGUGGAGGGAAACUGCCCAAAAAAAUGUGACAAGUGCCAUAAAGCCAUCAAAUGUUAUCAAGGACUUACAGGUCUUCACUGUGUAUGGUGUCAGAUCACUCUCCACAACAAGUGUGCUUCACACGUGAAACCUGAAUGUGAUUGCGGACCACUGAAAGAUCAUAUCUUACCACCAUCUUCGAUUUGUCCCAUUGUACUGGAAAGGCAAUCUACUGUGAAGAAAAGAGAUGAUAGUUCCCUACAAAUGAAAAAAUCAGAGGAGCGCACCAAAAUUCAACGAGCUAACUCAGUCACUGUGGAUGGACAGGGGCUGCAGAUCACACCGAUUCCAGGCACGCAUCCACUUCUAGUGUUUGUGAACCCGAAAAGUGGUGGAAAGCAGGGAGAAAGAAUCUUCAGAAAAUUCCAGUUUCUUCUGAAUCCACGCCAGGUUUACAACCUUGCCAGUAGUGGACCAAUGCCAGGGUUAAACUUUUUCCGAGAUGUUCCAGACUUUAGAAUCUUGGCUUGCGGUGGAGAUGGAACAGUUGGAUGGAUCCUAGAUUGCAUAGACAAAGCAAAUUUGCCUCAACAUCCUCCAGUGGCAGUUCUUCCACUUGGAACUGGCAAUGAUUUGGCAAGGUGUCUUAGGUCAGGCGGAGGUUACGAAGGGGAAAGUCUGAUGAAGAUAAUUAAAGAUAUUGAGAACUGCUCAGUGGUCAUGCUGGAUAGAUGGAAAAUUGAGGUGAUACCACAUGACAAAGAGGAGAAAGGAGACCCUGUACCUUAUACUAUUAUCAACAACUACUUUUCUAUAGGAGUGGAUGCAUCAAUAGCCCAUAGAUUCCAUAUUAUGCGAGAAAAACAUCCCGAAAAGUUCAACAGUAGGAUGAAGAACAAAUUCUGGUAUUUUGAAUUUGGGACAUCUGAAACAUUCUCUGCCACUUGUAAAAGACUACACGAAUAUGUAGAGAUAGAGUGCAAUGGAAUCCUGCUGGAUUUGAGCAAUAUGCCAUUGGAGGGGAUAGCUGUUUUGAAUAUACCAAGCAUACAUGGUGGAUCAAAUCUUUGGGGAGAGAGCAAAAAAAGACGAAGCUAUCAUCGAGGCAGUAAAAAAGUUCCAGAAAAACGGGCAACGGUUAUAGAUGCCAAAGAGCUGAAAUUCUGUGUUCAAGAUGUAAGUGAUCAGCUAUUUGAAGUGAUUGGUCUGGAAGGGGCCAUGGAGAUGGGACAGAUCUACACUGGACUGAAAAGUGCAGGGAAGCGACUAGCUCAGUGCUCCCUGGUAACAAUCAGAACCAGUAAGUUCCUGCCAAUGCAGAUUGACGGAGAACCUUGGAUGCAGACACCUUGUACAAUUACAAUAAGUCACAAGAACCAGGCUCCAAUGUUGAAGGCUCCACCUCCCAAGACUGGCUUUGUAUCUUCAGUCAUCAAGCGAACCAGGAACUAA